AUGGCCUCCGCAAGACUCUCCCGUAAGACCGGUGUCAUCGUGGGCGACGAUGUCCUGGCUCUGUUCAACCACGCCCGCGAGAACAAAUACGCCAUCCCGGCCAUUAACGUCACCUCCUCCUCCACCGUCGUCGCUUCGCUCGAGGCCGCCCGCGAUGCCAAGUCCCCCAUAAUCCUGCAGAUGUCCCAGGGUGGUGCUGCCUACUUCGCCGGAAAGGGCGUUCCCAACGGCGACCAGUCUGCUUCCAUUGCUGGUGCCAUCGCCGGUGCUCACUACAUUCGUGCUGUCGCGCCUGCCUACGGCAUCCCCGUCGUUCUGCACACCGACCACUGCGCGAAGAAGCUGCUGCCAUGGUUCGAUGGAAUGUUCGACGCCGACGAGGCGUACUUCAAGGAGCACGGCGAGCCCCUUUUCAGCUCUCACAUGAUCGACCUGUCUGAGGAGUCCGUUGAGUGGAACCUCAAGACCACGGCGCAUUACCUGAAGAGGGCUGCCCCCAUGAAGCAGUGGCUCGAAAUGGAAAUCGGUAUUACCGGUGGUGAGGAAGACGGUGUCAACAACGAGUCUGUUGACAACAACAGCUUGUACACCCAACCUGAAGACAUCUACGAGAUCUACAAGACCUUGAAGCCCAUUUCACCUUACUUCUCGAUCGCUGCCGGCUUUGGAAACGUCCACGGUCUGUACAAGCCUGGCAACGUCAAGCUGCACCCCGAGCUGUUGGGCAAGCACCAGAAGUACGUCAAGGAGCAGCUCAAGACCGACGACGAGAAGCCUGUCACCUUCGUCUUCCACGGCGGUUCAGGAUCAUCCAAGAAGGAGUACCUCGAUGCCAUCAGCUAUGGUGUCGUCAAGGUCAAUGUCGACACCGAUAUGCAGUUCGCUUACCUGGCCGGUAUCCGAGACUACGUCCUCAGCAAGAAGGACUACCUCAUGACACCUGUCGGCAACCCCGAUGGCGAGGACAAGCCCAACAAGAAAUUCUUCGACCCCCGCGUCUGGGUUCGUGAGGGUGAGAAGACCAUGUCGAAGCGUGUCACCGAAGCUCUCAACGACUUCAACUGCACUGGUCAGCUAUAA
Molecule: messenger RNA, 1080 nt
Organism: Anthostomella pinea
Lineage: Eukaryota; Fungi; Ascomycota; Sordariomycetes; Xylariales; Xylariaceae
Source: the annotation of a GenBank genome assembly